Saccoglossus kowalevskii is the source of this 2229-nucleotide messenger RNA. Its product is annotated as thyroxine 5-deiodinase-like. Gene Ontology annotation, molecular function: thyroxine 5'-deiodinase activity. Gene Ontology annotation, biological process: thyroid hormone metabolic process. The record is from RefSeq and is a predicted model, not a curated record. NCBI's taxonomy places the organism in Eukaryota, Metazoa, Hemichordata, Enteropneusta, Harrimaniidae.
GAAUCGUUGGCUCACUUCGUUGAAUCAACAUGGUCGUGUUGUUGAAACUGGAUCAUGGCGUGACGCGCUAACAAGACAUCAUUCAACAACCGCAACGUCACAAUGAUAGCAAAGAAGGGACAAGCGACCAUGGGUUGCGGCGCGGCACACACGGUAAACGAAAAACUGCUCAAUACAAAUUUAGAUAACUUGAAUCACGCUAGAUAUAAAACGAAACUGGGCAAUUGAGCUCAUAAAGGAACUUGUAUUGGGUCUUUCUUAGUCUUUUUGAGAAGUCUGCUUUUCAUUGAUUAUAGGAGUCACUAGUGUUCUAAUCUGUGCCCUGAUAUGGAUACUGAUAUGGAAUUAAGCAAACCUACAUCUUCUGACGUCAUGGGUGACGCAGUACACUUUACCAAGAACAAAUCAUUGAUUAUAAAGGCUGUAGAUAGAUACAAGGAGCUCAGUAAAUCGGACGCGUAUCAACAGAUGUUCCAUGAGAAAGCUGACCCUACCAAACCGGAUGUCGUCAAGGCAAUGGCGGAUAUUCAUAUUCAUUUCACUAAGAAGGCACUAGAGGAUGUUGGGGUGGAGUUGAGUCAAAUUCCCGAUGAUGCGAUGGUAGAUCAUAUUGCAGUCAUGAAUUUCGCAAAUGACCCAGAGGUUAUUGGCAAGCUUAAUGGUAUGAUCGAAGCCCCUGAAAGAUUGAUGCCACAUCUCAAACCCAGAGUCGCACUCGGGGAUAAAGUACCCGAAGAUGUGGAGGUAGUUUCCAUAGAAACAGGCAAACGUAUCCCGCUACUUGAACUACGUAUUAACAAAGAGCGACCACUUUUAAUUAUUGCGUCAUCACUGAGCUGACCCCCCUUAUCGGGCAUUGUACAUGGUGGUGCACUACACGCCCUCUACAUGGAUUAUAAAGAUAAAGCGGAGAUUAUUUUGGUUUAUAUCUUGGAAGCACACUCAACUGAGGGCUGGAAGAUGGGACCAAGAUUUAGUAAGUCGAAACAACCAACCACAAUUGAAGAAAGAAUAGACGGGGCCAGACAAUUGUUGGAUAUUAUCCCUGACACAGUGACCUCUGACCCCUACGAUGCAAGUAAAGUUCGUGUUGUUGUUGACGACAUGGACAACAAAUUUGAUGAUGCGUUCUGGUGUUGGCCAGAUAGAUCUUUAGUAAUUCACGACGAUCGCUAUGUCUUCGCUGGGCGUAAUAUUAUCCAACAAGUGAGGUCACCUGAUAAACUACUGACACACGAUCUUCGUGAAUAUAUGGAAUCACAAAACAAAUAAACAUAAUACACCAUUCCUUCAAGUCGCGCCCUCUAGUGCCAAAAGCGCGUGUAUGACGUCCGUGUGUAUAAGGGAUGCCAUUAAAAACGUCGAUAUUGUUUUGAUCUGUGAUACUUCGUCAAUAAGUUUGUUUAGAGAUUUACUGUAAGUCGAGCGAUGACGCAACUUAAGUAUUGUAAACUACUUUAUUUUUGAACAUAUAGCUUUUUUCUUCUGUUAAGUUCAACCCAUCACGAAUCAGUGAAAACUAAACAUACAUGACACCAAAACAAUUCUUUCGGUGAAAAUUAAUUCAGGCUAUAAUAAAAUAUUUUACAGUACUUGAACGGCACUGCGAUUACACUAAUCAACUACGCAAUUCAGCCCCGCCAAUAAGAAACGCUUCGACGGAGGGCACGACUUAUUAAAAAUGUGUAGAUACGAUAUGUCGUGUAAUUAAUCUAACCAAUCAGCGAUUGUCGCUAGUAUAAACACUAAAAACGCUUUCCAUACUAUGAGUUUAUAUUACAUAUUCGUAGAAAUAUAAUGUAAACACUUAAUAAUCAUUAUAAUAUAUCGAGUGUUUAAUUCAUAUAUCAUUAUAUAAUCAAUAUGUCGACCAACAGUAAAUUAACGUGAUAUUUGAAUACUGUGUCACGUGGUAAUGUACGUCAGUAACACAAUACUAAUAACACUAUUGUGUACAACCAUACAUGCCACUAAUUUGUACCUACAUACGUCUAUGCAGUAUAUUCAUUGAUGUUGGAAUAAUGACGAUUAUUAAGAAAAAAGGCAUUGACUUCUUGUAAUCCGAUAACGAAUCUAAUACUUUGAGGGACACGUCUUUGAAAGAUAUGUUAAACUACUGUGGACGUGUAUAGGUCCUGGACUUUGAUAUAUGGAUUAUAUAUUGAAUUGUUAAAAUUGGAUGUUUCAACAAUAAAAUGAAUUUAUUUCUGAAUUUUAGCUACAAAAUAA